ACUUCUACUCUUUAUACUGGUUUAGUUAAUUCUAUAGUAACUCAGCUAAACAUAGAAGAAAAUCUAAAUUCUGUUGAGAUAAAGUAUAUAGUUAGCGAAAUGUGUCCACCUAUAAAAAUUCAUAAUGAUGUUGGGGUAAAGGUUUAUCUAGAUCAGAUGAGGGUGAAUUUGGAUUUUUUUACAAAAUAUCUAUUAUGCAUCACUUUGAAAGAUUGUGGGCAGUAUAACGAAUGUCAUAGAGUUAUAGUUAAUGAUAUAAUAAAUUCUGAUGUUAGAUUAUCACAGAAUAACAUAGAUCUAUACUCCAACAAUUCUAUCCGUUUGAUCGGAAUGGAUUUAGACGGAGUUGUCAAUGAUAAUAGUGAAGUAGAUAAUGAUAUAAUAUGUGAUCAUUCUAAUUUAUUUGUAGCUGAAAAUCAGAUUUAUAAUAAUAAAGGAACCCUUAAGGAGGUUAUGUGGCAUGUUGGACUUGUUGAGAAGUUCAGCUUUCGGGUUGCACGUUGUAAUGCAUCUAAUUAUCACCUGAAUUGUAUUUCUAAGAGUUGUUCUUGGAUGAUGAGGGCAUCUAGUUUGAAUAAAUCUAGUUUAUUCAAAGUUCGGAAGUAUAUUUCUCAGCAUACAUGUUGUGUUAGAGAAAGAGUUUAUGCCAGACGUCAAGGGAUAACUGACGUUGUAGCUGUCUUGAUAAUGGAUAAUUAUAUUGAUCCAUCUAAGGUAUAUACUCCAAAAGAUGUAGCUGAUGAUAUGUUGAAAUUGCAUGGUGUUUCGUUGACAUACAUACAGGCAUGGAGAGCUAAAGAAAAAGCAGUAAAGUUGGUGCGAGGAGAUCCAGCAGAAUCUUAUGCAAGAUUACCUGGUUAUUUUUACAUUUUGGAGCAAACAUAUCCAGGAUCUGUUUUGAAAAUAAAAAGGAAUGAAGAUGAUACAUUUUUAUAUGCAUUUGUUGCUUUAGAAGCAUGUAUUAGGGGCUGGGAAUAUUGUAGGCCAAUUGUAGUUGUUGAUGGUGCUGCAUUAAAAUGUUCAUAUGGUGGUACAAUGUUAACUGCAAGCACAUUGGAUCCGGGAGGUCAUAUACUUCCGUUGGCGUAUGCGAUAGUAGAUUCUGAAAAUGAUGCUUCAUGGACAUGGUUCUUUGAGCAAUUUAGAGAAGCAUAUGGAGUUAGACAAAAUAUGUGUUUUAUGUCAGACAGAAAUGAAAGCAUAUGGAAAGGGACAACAAAUGUAUAUCCUGAAUCAGAACAUUAUGCAUGCAUAUGGCAUUUAUCAGUCAAUGUUUUGAAGAAUUUCAAUAGAAAUACUGAAGAUUUGAAGAUGUUGUUCUUUUCAUUGGCAAAAGCUUAUACAAAACAACAGUUUGAGACAAUUAUGGGAAGAAUAGAUCAGAUAGAUACGCGAAUACGACCAUACUUGUUUGAUAUUGGUUAUAGCAAAUGGUCAAGAGCUUACUCGAAUUGUAAGCGCACAUGGACCAUGACUUCAAACAUCGCGGAGUCAUUGAAUAAUGUUAACAGAUUAGCACGGAGGUUACCGGUGAUUUCACUUCUUGAGUUUAUGAGGGUGACAAUUCAGAGGUGGAUUCACAAGCAUAAUGAGGAGGCUGAUAAGACUACAUCUAAUCUGACAAAAAAAUAUGAUGUUUAUCUACAGGAA
Solanum pennellii is the source of this 1650-nucleotide messenger RNA. RefSeq lists its product as uncharacterized. The record is from RefSeq and is a predicted model, not a curated record. The transcript is spliced from 4 exons. Lineage: Eukaryota; Viridiplantae; Streptophyta; Magnoliopsida; Solanales; Solanaceae. The annotation marks the transcript as partial.